This is a messenger RNA of Rhizoctonia solani, 1092 nucleotides long. Its product is annotated as dephospho-CoA kinase. NCBI's taxonomy places the organism in Eukaryota, Fungi, Basidiomycota, Agaricomycetes, Cantharellales, Ceratobasidiaceae. Bases 1 to 1092 code for a protein of 363 amino acids. The transcript has 14 exons. The record is from RefSeq and is a predicted model, not a curated record.
AUGGUGUCGACUGACUUGGCGAUGGCUGCACAGUUGCACGAGUUGGAAAUAGCCCUGCACCACAUACUUGCGAGCAGAUGUCUGGCUAUCGCUGGGUUCUGCAUUCUGAUAUAUGAUCACAUCCUGACCUUUCCUCAAGAGGUCGAGCUCAUAUGGAAACAACAACGAUCAUGGGUUUCCGUCUUUUUUGUUUUGAAUCGGUAUAUCACGCCCUUGGUGUUGAUUGUUGAUGUCUACGACAAAGGCGGUUUAGCGAACUUCCUAUCGCAGACUUUCUGUGUCAACUGGUAUUUUGCUGAAUCGGCCUGGAACCUUGUCGCCUUCAGCCUCAUCCAUGCACUCGUUGCGCUUCGUGUUCAUGCUAUAUGGGGCCGACCGCGCUGGCUGUCGAUCACACUCGCGCUCCUUUUUGUAGCCUACUUUACGGUUACUACGGUGAUCGCAUUCAAGUUCGAGAUAGAUUUUGCUCACACUGUCGCAUAUAACCCACUGUUUAGAUUGUGUUUCGCCGAAGUGUCGCCGUACCUAUGGACUUGUUGGCUCCCUGCGCUCAUUUUCGAAUUAUUUGUGUUUGUCAUGACGUCUCUGAAGAAUAAAGGGUCGGUCUUCCAGGUGAUUAAGGCUAUCGAGCAUUCCAAGAAUAAAGUCAAUACACCAGUUGUCCGUGUCUUAUAUCGUGACGGUAUCAUCUACUUCAUAGUAAUAUCCCUGUGCAGCAUGUUCAACAUGAUGGUUUGGCUCCUCGCUCCACCUACUCUAGUCGCUCUUUCAAAAUACUUCGUUCUGUGUAUCGUACCAACCAUGGGUGCAAGGCUUGUGCUAAAUCUCCGUGGCUCACGUAGAGAAGAUCUUAUGCCUACGAACUCUGGGAAAACCACAUCUGACGAUCACUACGGAUACGAAAUGAGUGCCAAGAUCUCCUCUAACCGUUCUCACAAUGGCACACCUGAUCGCAGCGUGGUAUUUGUGUCCCGCGAUGAAGUGCGCAUAGGCGCAUUCUCACCACAAGAUCGGAUUCAGCUGAACCAGAUCAAGUCGAGUGACAGGUAUUACCGGCUAGGUUCAAAAGAUAGCAAGUUUCAUAUCGUUUAA